AUGGACGUGGAUAUGUCGUCGGGCAGCGGCACGCCGCAGGUGCAACCUCAAGCUCAACAUCAGCAGCAGCAAGGAGAGUCACAGAUCUCAUCGACGCCAGCUCCGCCCGCUUCUAUUACUUCGACGUCGACAUCCGCUGGCGGUGUGAGUUUUAGGAGACAACGAGCAUCGCGUGCAUGCGAGGUCCGAUGCGACGCCGCAAGCCUUGGUGUGCCCUGCACCAACUGCGUUGCCUUCCAGAUUGAGUGCCGUAUUCCAAAUCCGAAGCGCAAAAAGACGCAAGGCUCUGGGAGUCAAACCAAUAAAGACUCCGAUAGUGAUCGAGGCGAUGGCACCGAAGACCCCUCGCCGCGACCUGUGGCUCCUCCAAGUACAGCAUCACUCACUCCGCGAGCUCCCUCAGUAUACCACUCCAACAGUGGCACUCCUCCUACUGCGUGGACAGAAGCUCAGGCACGUAAAGAGGAAGUCGACAAUGGGACCUAUCUAGAUAUCGUCAUGAAACCUAAGUUCACGCGCGCCCCUAUCACCGAAGCCGGACGGGUCGCAUAUCUUGGCGAGUCUUCCAAUCUCACUCUGCUUGUCCACGACCGCCAAGGGUCGGCGGACGUUGUACAUUACCCACUGCCUGAGAAUGUACGCGGUUCCCGAGCUCGACUUACAGAACUGGAUAACAUUGAGAUCGAUAUUCUGCAUCAAAGAGGAGCGUUCUUACUUCCUCCACGAACUCUUUGCGACGAACUUAUCGAUGCGUAUUUCAAAUGGGUCCACCCUAUUGUCCCUGUCAUCAAUCGUACCCGGUUUAUGCGACAGUAUCGGGACCCCAAGAACCCCCCAUCGUUGCUGCUCCUGCAGUCCGUCCUUCUGGCGGGUACUCGCGCUUGUAAUAACCAUCAACUGAUGGAUGCCAAUGGCUCAACCACUCCUGCCGCUCUCACUUUCUACAAGCGUGCCAAGGCCUUGUACGAUGCCAACUAUGAAGAUGACCGCGUGACAAUUGUACAGUCGUUACUUCUCAUGGGCUGGUAUUGGGAAGGUCCAGAAGAUGUCACCAAAAAUGUCUUUUAUUGGAGCCGUGUAGCAACUAUUGUUGCGCAGGGCUCGGGCAUGCAUCGGUCUGUCGAGCAGUCGCAACUAAGUCGAGCAGAUAAAAGGCUAUGGAAACGCAUAUGGUGGUCUCUUUUCACCCGCGAUCGCUCAGUAGCAGUUGCGCUGGGGCGACCCGUUCAUAUAAAUCUGGAUGACGCAGACGUUGAGAUGCUAACGGAAGACGAUUUCAUCGAGGACGAAGCAGACCGGGCGAGUGAAUAUCCGCCAGAUCCUAUACAUGUUCAAUUUUUCCUUGAAUACGUCAAAUUGUGCGAGAUUAUGGGGUUGGUGCUGUCUCAGCAAUAUUCGGUUGCGUCCAAAGGACUUAAACGAAAUGCCAUCGAUCUCACGCAUAGUGACAUGGCUCUGGCCGACUGGCUGCAGAAUUGUCCGAAAAUGGUUUAUUGGGAGAUGCCGCGCCAUCAUUUCUGGUCUGCGUUACUGCACUCGAACUAUUAUACAACAUUAUGCCUUCUGCAUCGAGCGCAUAUGCCACCGGGCGGUUCAUCACGCCUACCUGACCCCUCACCUUACCCUUCCCGCAAUAUCGCUUUUCAAGCAGCGGCUAUGAUAACCUCCAUCGUCGAAAACCUCGCUGCCCAUGACCAGCUACGGUAUUGUCCUGCCUUUGUUGUAUACAGCCUAUUCUCAGCCCUCAUCAUGCAUGUCUAUCAAAUGAAGUCACCGGUACCCUCGAUUCAGCAGGUAACCCAAGACAGGUUGCGUAGCUGCAUGUCAGCUAUGAAGGAAAUUUCACGUGUUUGGCUUGUCGGGAAGAUGGUUUACGCCCUUUUUGAAUCGAUCAUGGGGAAUAAGGUACUGGAAGAGCGACUUCAAAGGGCCGAAGGCAAGCGACACCGAAAUUUGCGCCAAAGUCUUUCUCAUCUAGAACAACAGCAAAAUCGACAGGCCGAGGCAACCAAACGAAAAUAUGACGACAUGGCCAUCGACUUUAGUACCAAUACACCUCAGCCUCAGGAGUCUUAUGAGAGAUCACGGCCUCAAACGCCGAGUGCUGUCAAGACGGAGCCAACAAGCUCGAUGCAACCUCCGCCGGUGACAUCUCCAAACGCGAGACAGAGCACAGCCGAUACUUUCAUGGGAGGCACGAACUCGCGCCCGCAAACUCGGCCAGCAACGCCUUUCAACCCGUCCUUUUCUGUACCACCAACACCCCCCGAUCUAUAUCUAGUGACAAGGAACUCUCCGAACCUGUCGCAAUCUCUCUGGGAGAACUUCCAGCCAGAUCAGUUGUUUCCUGAUAGUGCUGCCAUGCCAGCUUUCCCGAACCUGUCUCCAACACAAACACACUCCAAUCUUGACCAUAACAACAUGGGUUCAAUGCCGCCAGGUAACGGGCAGAGCGGUAUACAUAACCCGCAAGCAGGACAGUAUCAACAUCGUGGGAACGGGAUGAUGCCUCAAGGCUUUCAAGGACACACCAACAUGUGGCAACCUAACCUUGAUCCCAGCCUACCAGAGGGACAGAGCCCAGACAGCUGGAGCACUGCAUCGGGACCUGGUCAAGCUGUUCCGACAACACUCAACGUAGAGGACUGGUUCCAAUUCUUCGGUAUUAACGGCACGGAUCCCAAUUUCAACCUUGACGUGCCCCUCGGUUGA
Messenger RNA from Fusarium poae, 2712 nucleotides. It is a transcript of the gene CTF1ALPHA, whose product is annotated as Cutinase transcription factor 1 alpha. Bases 1 to 2712 code for a protein of 903 amino acids. Gene Ontology annotation, molecular function: DNA-binding transcription factor activity, RNA polymerase II-specific; DNA binding; zinc ion binding. The record is from RefSeq and is a predicted model, not a curated record. The transcript is spliced from 5 exons. Gene Ontology annotation, biological process: DNA-templated transcription; regulation of DNA-templated transcription. Lineage: Eukaryota; Fungi; Ascomycota; Sordariomycetes; Hypocreales; Nectriaceae.